Ctenopharyngodon idella (grass carp) is the source of this 4187-nucleotide messenger RNA. It is a transcript of the gene dgke, whose product is annotated as diacylglycerol kinase, epsilon. The coding region runs from base 433 to 2136 and encodes 567 amino acids. NCBI's taxonomy places the organism in Eukaryota, Metazoa, Chordata, Actinopteri, Cypriniformes, Xenocyprididae. The record is from RefSeq and is a predicted model, not a curated record. Gene Ontology annotation, molecular function: ATP-dependent diacylglycerol kinase activity. The transcript is spliced from 11 exons.
CAUCAUUUCCGUUUCCGUAUAUUAAACUAGAUGAAUCUAGUAAGGAUUUUAUAAGCUGUUUGUGUUCGUUCAGUGGUUUCAGUGAAGUGCGUAGGUAACAAAGAUGACGACGGGAUCUCCCCCUUGAAAACAAAAUGUAGAAUGGACGUAGAUGUAAUUUAUCUGCUUACAGUUUGUCUUGCUGUACCAAGUGUUUGACGGCAAGGAGGUGUUUACGAUGGCUGGUCUGUAACAUCAUUGUGACUCAAGUUUGGUGCAUUGCCUGGCGAUGUAGGUUAAUGAUGUGCUGCUCGGAUGGGGUUAUAAAUUGAAAAUCGUUGUGGGAUCUCAUAGCUUCGGCACAAUGACUGAUGACGAUCGCUGGAAUUUACUGAUCCAUCUCAGCUGGUCUGAAUUGUGCAUGACGAAGAUCCUGUAAAAUUAAUUGUGGUUAUGGAGGAUAGUACUGAGGAGCUACGGGAGGAGUGGCCUUUGCUCCUCUGGACCAUGGUUGCUGUUCUAGUCCCAGUGUUCAUCACAUUGUGGUGCAGCUUCCAGCGUCCCAAACGCAAAGUUCAGCUGAAAGAUCUCUUCCGAAAGAGCAAACACGGCUGGCACUACACGGACCUCUUCAACAAGCCCACCUACUGCUGCGUGUGCUCUCAGCCCAUCCUGCAGGGGGCGUUCUGUGACUGCUGCGGCAUAUGUGCGGAUGAGCAGUGCAUACACAGAGCAGAUCGCAUCCUCUUAUGUAAAGAGAUCAUGACCCAGAGUCAGACAGAUGGGAGGUUCUGCCACCAGUGGGUCAGAGGAAAUGUGCCCCUCGCCAGCUACUGUACCGAGUGCAAACAGCAAUGCGGGACUCAACCUAAACUCUGCGACUAUAGGUGUGUAUGGUGUCAGACCACAGUGCAUGACGACUGCCUUUCCAGUCUGAGCGAUGAUCUGUGUGACCUUGGAGAGUUCCGUUCUGUUAUCAUACCUCCAUAUUACCUCUAUCAAGUCAACAAGCUCCGCCGAAGACACCCUGAUGAGUACAGCAAGCUUGCUGCAUUGUGCGGGAGUGCCUGGACUCCAGUAUUGGUCUUGGCAAACACAAGAAGUGGCAACAACAUGGGGGAGGUUCUGUUAGGAGAAUUUCGUACUCUUCUGAACCCUGUACAGGUGUUUGAUCUCUCUGAGCUGCCCCCCUCUAAAGCCCUGCAGCUGUGUACUCUUCUGCCCCCAGGCAGUGUGCGUGUUCUGGUGUGUGGGGGAGACGGCACAGUGGGGUGGGUUCUGGAUGCCAUUGAUACCAUGAAGCUGAAGGGUCAAGAUCAGUUUAUCCCUUUUGUGACCAUCCUGCCGUUGGGCACAGGCAAUGAUUUAUCAAACUCUUUGGGAUGGGGAGCAGGAUACGCUGGAGAGAUCUCAGUAGAAGAGGUGAUCAGGAAUGUUCUAGAGGCUGAAGUAGUCAAGAUGGACAGAUGGAAAGUUCAAGUUGCCUCCAAAGGAAACUAUUUUCGUAAGCCAAAGGUGUUGGCCAUGAAUAAUUAUUUCUCAGUGGGUCCUGAUGCUCUCAUGGCGCUGAACUUCCAUGCGCACAGAGAGAAAACACCAUCUUUUUUCUCCAGCCGAAUCAUCAAUAAGGCAGUGUAUUUCCUCUAUGGUACCAAAGAUUGUUUAGUACAAGAAUGUAAAGAUCUGGAUAAGAAGAUUGAGUUGGAGCUGGAUGGAGAGCUAGUGACUUUGCCCAAUCUGGAGGGGAUAAUAGUGUGUAAUAUCGGCUACUGGGGAGGUGGCUGUAGACUGUGGGAGGGAAUGGGAGAUGAGCCCUAUCCUCCGACACGUGUGGAUGAUGGCUUAUUAGAGGUGGUGGGGGUAUAUGGCUCAUUCCACUGUGCACAGAUCCAGGUGAAACUGGCCAAUCCUGUGAGGUUGGGACAGGCACAUACAGUACGGCUGGUAUUGAAGAGUUCUCGGAUGCCAAUGCAGGUGGAUGGAGAGCCGUGGGCGCAGGGUCCAUGCACCAUUACCAUUACCCAUAAGACCCAGGCUCUCAUGCUGUACCACAAUGCAGAACAAACAGAUGAUGACGAUUCCAGCACGUCAGAGACUGAAGAACCCUCAGCCGAUCACAUUGACACAGCUAGCAACACACAGGAAACCAUGUCUUAGUAAGGAUAUAAUUACUCUGUGCUAUUUCCACCCUAGAAAUUAGCACAGCAUGAAUGAAAGAAACCCUGAUGUGGUAAGUGUCUGAUGUCACAGUCGUAAAUGUACAUAAUGUGCAUGUGCUACUCUAGCAGUGGUUUUCUGAGAGUUUUAAAUCAUCUUUCUCUCUCAAGCAUUAGGCAGCCCCCUCUAAGCACAGCACCCGUAGUUCUUAAACUGUCCACAAGAGGUCUGUCUCUGUAGGUGUUGCAGAUUUGCGUGUAUUUUUUUUUUUUUUUUUUUUUUUCCUCACAGGGAGUGUUACCCGGAAGCUCAAAGAAGUGGCUAAGGUUUUAGCCGUUAAUAGUCCAAAAUGUAAUCGUAUUUAGCAGUAAGCUGAGCUCAGGCAAUCGUAAAAUUUAGUCCAGUGGAGAAUGUUACUACCAAAGCUGCUUAGAUAUAUCUUGCACUGAUCGCGAGUGGCAUAGGCCUGUGAGUAUACAACUCGCUGCAGAAAUCUUGCAUUUGAGUUGUAUAAAUUAAGCUGUGCAAUAAUUUUGCUUUGGGUCCUUCUGUUUUGUUACUUCUUUUGUGAAACAAAUUUGCACUGCGUUAAUCUAGAGUAGAUUGUGGAUGGAUGUGCCAUUGAUAUCUUAUUUUACAAGUAUUCCAUUUGUAUUAUUGGUUUUGUUUAUGAAAUGGCAGUAAAAUGUUUCAAAGCACUGGAUUAAGAAACUAUUCUUUAUUUUCUUUUUCCCCUCAGUGUGACGGUUUUGUUUGCAUAUGCUGAUUAUUAGAUAUUUUGUUUUAUUAAAUGUUUGUUUUCUCACUUUUCUGUAGAGAUAUCUUAGUUUUUAUGCAUCUUUCUUGAAUAAAAUCACUUUAUGUUGGCAUAUAAAGUGAUUUACUUUGCCAUUGAAUAUGACCAUCCUAAUAGAAUUAUUUUCUAUUAUUCCACUCUUUCAAGUUUAUCUUGUUUCAGUACAAUUGUAGCUUCCCCUCCCUUCAUGACCCGGUCAUCACCUGAUCUGCUGACUGAGGCCCAGUUUCAUGACAUCAAAUCCCAUUUGAUAACUCAACAAUGAUUUGGACAGUUGUGACAAACAACAUUUGUGAUGAGUCAUGCUCAAGUGAUCUCUUGUAUCAGUGAUGUUCUUGAGAAAUUAAGACAGUAUGUGAAAGAAAAAUAGCUGGAGGAGUAGUAAUAUGUAAUGAGUUAUAUCUAUAAUUUUGAUAAAGCACUCAAGCGGCAUUCAGGAGUUUAUCCAUUAAAAACUUGCUGUGAACUUGAUAAAUCUGAGGCUUUGCUGAUGUAAUGUAUUUGAAUGGUUCAUAAUUUUACUUCAUUUCAUAGUUCAUUUCAUAUUCAUGAAUAUGAAAAUGGCAAACAUUUUUCAUAGGUAAUUGUGAAGGAGAUUUUGAAAUGUUUACAGGAGUGUUACCAAAAAUAUUGUGUGUGUGUGUGUGUAUAUAUAUAUAUAUAUAUAUAUAUAUAUAUAAUCUCCUUUUUCUGCAGCAAAGACUGGUUAUUUUUACCUGUUAGAUUAUGUUCAUCAGCUGUGCAUUGAAAUGUAGACUGCUGUAUUAGUCUUAUUAAAACAGGUUCAGUAAUGUCUGAAAUCCUUGAGAGAGAAUACAAUCAAAAUUGUAAUGUGUAUUUAUUUAAUAUCAAAGAAAAUUUAUUUUGAAAUUACAUGUUGUAACUACUUUUCCCAUUAUGUUUAUGUGUACAAAUACUGAAGCACUGGUUGUGAUGAAAACCUCUUUAGAACUGUAAUUACACUUUUUAAUUGUUGUUUUGUUUCCUCAAGACACCUGUAAUGUUACUAAACUAGACUGUUUACACAUGCUCUAAAUGUGUCAAAGGGGUUUUAAGCUACAAUAUUAUUCUCAGUGGGAAUAUGGAUGAUUCGUCAUUUUAAUCAUUUGGAAGUGUUAAAGUUGGAUUCACUGUAUUGAAUAUUUAAGGUUGAGAUAUUUUGCACUGACUUCUGUAUGCUAGAAAUAUGACAUGGUUGACGCCCUUGGCUUAUGGCUUGUUUUUCAAAUGCAAAUAAAGCAUAGUUUUGAUCUGA